Manihot esculenta (cassava) is the source of this 2584-nucleotide messenger RNA. RefSeq names its product F-box protein At5g07670. Bases 529 to 2007 code for a protein of 492 amino acids. The transcript has 2 exons. Gene Ontology annotation, molecular function: protein binding. Gene Ontology annotation, biological process: SCF-dependent proteasomal ubiquitin-dependent protein catabolic process. Gene Ontology annotation, cellular component: SCF ubiquitin ligase complex. The record is from RefSeq and is a predicted model, not a curated record. NCBI's taxonomy places the organism in Eukaryota, Viridiplantae, Streptophyta, Magnoliopsida, Malpighiales, Euphorbiaceae.
CCAAUCACAAUCCAACGACAACUUGUUUUUUUCUCAGCGGUGGCCUUCUGCAGCUCAAGUUUGGAAACCAGGGAGUCAAUGGCCACAGCCGCUGGUAAUAACAAACAGUAUUCUGUUUGAGUCUCAAAUUUCAAAAUUUUCAGAUAAAAACAAAAAGCGCCAUUCUUCAGAAAACGAAUAUUAUACUAUUAUCUAUCCUAGUACUUUUCAAAUUUCAGACAUCACCACUUCCAUCCAUUCAAAUUCUGUAUAAGAGAGAGUGCAAUAACACAAUUUUGCAGACAGAGAGAGAGGAAGUGUCUGGAUUGGAUGUGGAAAUGCUACCUUAAUUUCUUCAGACAGAGUAUGUAAUGUCUGUUAGUAGUCACAGCUGAGAGAGAGAGAGAGAGGGAGAGAGAUUUAGUAUUUUGCUCAGAAGAGGUUGUAGAGAGAGAAACAGAGGAUGGGUAUCUGACUCUGUCCACAGGAAGCAGAGUUAAACCAGAGUUGCACCGCCACCGCCACCGCCACUGUCUCGUCAAUAUCACGAUGUCGUUUUUAUCAGAGGAGCCAAAAACAGACACUACCCAACCAUUGAAGAAGAGGUCACCAAGCUGGUCAGACCUCUGGCUAAAGAAUACCAAACCCUUAAAGCAUGUUGUCUUCGCUAUGCAACUUCAGUCUCUAUCUAGCCCCACUCCCAACAAAGGCUCCAAAACCAAAACUCAGUCUCAAACCCCAAUCCCUAAUUUCUCCAAGCUCGACCGUACCCUUCUCUUAAGCGACGAGCUUUUACUCAAAAUCCUCUCUAAACUAACCGAUUCGCAGAGAUACCAUAACUGCCUCGUUUGCAAGCGGUGGCUUAAUCUCCAAGGCCGCCUUGUGCGGUCGUUGAAGGUGUUAGAUUGGGAUUUUAUCGAGUCUGGUCGCUUAAUUGCAAGAUUCCCAAAUCUGACCCAUGUGGAUUUGAUUAACGGUUGUGUCGUUACGCCUCAUAAUUCUUGCAUUUGGUUAAAUCACAGGUUUCUUUCGAUGAAUAUCAAUUCUGAGGUUUAUGGGUUUGUUCCCAAUUGGCGUAUUUGUGAGGAAAAUUUGUUGCCUGUUGAGGUAGUUGAUAGAGGGCUCAAAGCAUUGGCCAGUUCUUGCCCUAAUUUGCGCAAGCUCAUAGUGAUUGGUGCUAGUGAGUUAGGUUUGUUGAGUGUAGCUGAGGAGUGUCCAACUUUGCAAGAAUUGGAGCUGCAUAAGUGCAAUGAUAACGUCUUGCGUGGGAUUGCAGCGUGCGAAAACUUGCAGAUACUAAAACUUGUAGGAAAGGUGGAUGGCCUUUAUACAUCUUUGGUUUCAGAUAUUGGAUUGACUAUUUUGGCUCAAGGGUGCAAGAGGUUAGUGAAGCUUCAGCUUACUGGAUGUGAGGGUAGCUUUGAUGGCAUUAAAGCAAUUGGGCAGUGUUGCCAAAUGCUUGAGGAAUUUACACUUUGUGAUCAUAGGAUGGAUGAUGGGUGGUUGGCUGCACUUUCAUAUUGUGAGAAUUUGAAAACUCUGAGGUUUAUAUCAUGUAAGAAGAUUGAUCUUAAUCCAGGUCCAGAUGAGUAUUUGGGAUCCUGUCCAGCCCUUGAAAAGCUUCAUGUGCAGAAAUGUCAGUUCAGGGACAAAAAUAGCGUGAGAGCUUUGUUUAAGGUGUGCCAAGCUGUAAGGGAAAUUGUUAUUCAGGACUGCUGGGGAUUGGACAAUGACAUGUUUAGCUCAGCAAGUGUUUGCAGGAGGGUAAAGUUACUAUCUUUAGAAGGAUGCUCCUUGCUGACAACACAUGGACUGGAGGCUUUACUUCUUACCUGUAAUGAACUUCAACAUCUUAGAGUAGAGUCCUGUAAGCACAUAAAGGAUUGUGAAGUCUCUGCCGCACUUUCGACCUUAUUCUCUGUUCUUAAAGAGUUCAAAUGGAGACCAGAUACUAAAUCUCUUCUUGUAUCUAGCCUUGAGGAGACUGGUUUGGGAAAGAAAGGUGGUAAAUUUUUCAAGAAGUCAUAAGCCCUGAUGAUUAGCAUCUGCAAUUUGACUAUACCUGCAUGAUCCAGGCUGCUGCUGAAAAUACUGUACGUUCAUAUGGGGAUUAUCUUUUUAUUCAUUCAACAGGCUUUCAUGGACCUUAGGGAGAUCAUUUUCCUUUCAUUUUAUUUGCAUGGAAGAGGAACCUGAUGGAUACAAGCUUGGGGAAAUUUCAGUCCUUCAGCUCCUAUGGCAGCAAAGAAUUGUUCAAUAUAAUUGUACUAUAUACAACAGUUAUAUAUUAAACAUUGAUUAUAGCGAGACUGCAGCUCCUCCGAGUCCAAUUGGAUGGCAAAUUGUUGAAGCAAAGAUCAUCCUUUUCACAUGUUGUAUCUGCCAGUUCAGAUUAUCCCAACUGUCAAAAUAAUAGCUAUAUUUGAUCGACGGCUGGCUGGUUGUAUAGUCCUUCACCUUAUUGCUUUUGAGCACGCUAGAUUUUAUUUUUGCUGGGAAAACAAUCAAAAUGAUUAGAUGUUAUAUAUUGUAAUUGUUUUUGGAGACUAAGGACCUAGUUUUUACGAUGCAGCUGGUUCUGCUGAAUAGUUCGUGAUUUAUGAUC